Molecule: messenger RNA, 2744 nt
Organism: Haemorhous mexicanus (house finch)
Lineage: Eukaryota; Metazoa; Chordata; Aves; Passeriformes; Fringillidae
Gene: ASB11
Product: ankyrin repeat and SOCS box containing 11
Exons: 7
Coding region: 10-978 (322 amino acids)
Biological process (GO): intracellular signal transduction; positive regulation of protein catabolic process; protein ubiquitination
Molecular function (GO): protein binding
Source: RefSeq, a predicted model, not a curated record
CAAGCCAAAAUGGAGGGCAGUUCUAUACUCCAUUCUUUCACUAACAUUUAUUUUGCCAUUUUUGCUUUGUUUUGCUUCAAGCUUUUAAUUAAGAUUUCCUUGGCUUUGCUGACCCAUUUCUAUAUUGUUAAAGGCAACAGAAAAGAAGCUGCCAGGAUAGCAGAAGAGAUCUAUGGAAUAGUCCCAGGCAGCUGGGCAGACCGAUCCCCUCUCCAUGAUGCUGCCUUCCAGGGACGCCUUCUCUCUCUGAAAACCUUGAUUGCACAGGGUUUCAACGUGAACCUGCUGACCACAGACCGCGUGUCGGCUCUCCACGAGGCCUGCCUGGGGGGGCACGUGGCCUGUGCCAAGGUGCUGCUGGAGAAUGGUGCCCAGGUCAAUGCGGCCACCAUCGACGGGGUCACUCCCCUGUUCAACGCCUGCUGCAGUGGCAGCGCAGCCUGUGUCAGCAUGCUGCUGGAAUUUGGAGCCAAGGCACAGCUGGGGAGCCUCCUGCCCUCGCCCAUCCACGAGGCAGUCAAGAGAGGUCACAGGGAGUGCAUGGAGACCCUUCUGGCCCACGAGGUUGACAUUGACCAAGAAGACCCACAGCAUGGGACCCCUCUCUACAUGGCCUGCACGUACCAGAGAACAGAGUGUGUCAAGAAGCUUUUGGAGCUAGGAGCCAAUGUGAAUGUGGGGAAGGGACUGGACACCCCCCUGCACGCAGCAGCAAGGAAAUCCAGUGUGGAGAUAGUUGUCUUGCUGACAGACUAUGGUGCUAACCCAAAAUGCAGAAAUGCUGACCUCAAAUGUGCCCUGGAUCUUGCCACACCCCACAGCAAAGUGGAGCAGGCACUUCUGCUUCGGGAAGGUCCUGCCAGCCUGGCCCAGCUGUGCAGGUUGUGCAUCAGGAGGCACCUGGGCCGGUCGUGCCUCUGCACUGUCCCCAAGCUGCACCUGCCUGAGCCGCUGGAGAACUUCCUCCUGCACCGAUAAGUCUGGCUGCCUUCAGACUGGGGAAGAAAGAGGAACAAAUGGUUGUUUACUCCAAGUUUAUUAUAUCACAGAAAAAAAAAAAUCAAAGGCAUCAUUUACUGUCUUCUGCGGCUGCCAAACACUGGGUGCUAUGUGACAGUGAAAAUUGGAAACAGAAUUUCACAGGCAGUGAGUGGUAUCAUGGACACAGUUCCCUCACAAUCUAUUGCCACAUGGACUCACACCAGCCUGAGAAGUUCUAGUACAUAAACACCUCACUUGACAUGUGUUUGUAGGUGCAAAUGCACACAUCCACUCACCAACAUACACACAGAGAUUUCCCCUCCAUUUGGGGUUAUAUUUAUUUGUGCAAUAUCUGUGCAGCUUCUUCCCUUUGUCUAUCCAAUCUCAAUGUCAAAAUCAAGGCAGUGAAUAUUUUUCUUCCAUUAGUAUGUGGAAAGGAAAGCUUUCAGUGACAAACAUCAGACUUAAACAGCAUACUGCACAUCUUUUAUCAGCUUUGAUUUUGCAUCCUUUCAUCUCCUUCCUAUUGUCUACUGGAGCCCUAUGAAUUUCCAGCAGUCUCUGGCUGUCCAGCCACUGUCCAUCCCUGAGCCCUGAGCACAGCUAUCCCCAAUGCUAACACAUCUUGUCCUUGGAGGUACAAGUGAUGGUAUGAAAGCAAGUGGAGGGGUUUCGAGUGAGCCCACAAAACUGUGAAAGUCUUAAAAAACCCUUUCAUUUCUUCCUGAAAAAAUCCUUCCAAAGUUAUGUCACCUGAGAUCUGGCUGUAUUCAUUACAUGAACAUUUUUUCAUAGCUUAAUUGGCAAAUGUUUUUAUAGGCAUAGUAGGUGAUGUUUCAAUGUCCAUCCUUUGCAAGGUGUAAAAAAAGGCAAAAGAAAGAGUGCUGCUUUUUCUUUUUUUUUUGGCUUUGCAUGCUUAGACAUUUCUCAAGGCAAGUCUUGGACUGUGGAGCUGGAGAGAAGCAGGGCCACUAAAGAUGGUUGUGCAUCACCCUAAUGUGGUUGAACCUUCCUCCACAGGAGUGGUUUGCAGGCUUGUUGGCUCCUUUGCCCCCUAUUCUAGAGGGUUUAAUUACCUCUCCAGAAGUAAGGAUUUUUAGAGUGUUAUAAUUGUCCAUUGUGGUAUUAGUUUAAAUAAUGUGAGGAUUAGUAGCUUGGAAACAGCAGGGCUGAAAGCACGCAGCUCUUUGAGUUGAGAAAUGUGGUGUGCAGUGACACUUGCAGUGCCACUGUACACCACAUAAAAAGGUUUUUUUAAUUUUUCCUGGGGAGGUUCUUCUGGGGAACAAAGCAUUUCUUCAGAGCCAAGUUUUGGUAAACUUCUGCCAUGAGACAGGCAAUGGUGUUUCACUAGUUGUAGUAAAAUGGGAAGCAAAAUUAAAAGGACUCUGUCUCCAUUUUGCUCAACUUCCCACGUCCAAGAGGCUGCUGACACAUUUUCAGGCUGUGAAAUGUACUGGUUUCUUUAUGAGUGAGGCAUUCUGGCACCAGUUUUCACUGCCCAUACUUCUUAAGUCAGAGGGAAUUUUCCUGCUAGCGUCUGGAUACAGGACUGGCUUCCAACAACAUCCAGGCUCCUGUCCCUGCUCCAGCAGCAGCAGUCUCUGGUUCAAUGCUAAUAAUCCCUUAAUAUCACCAUGACAGUCUCUCUGAGACAAAGGUCUAAUGUUGCCCAUACUUCUUUAUGAUUAAUUCAGCACAAGUAAGAUAAAUUGAGCUCUCAGCAGCUCAUGAGACUGGACCUUCAACAUUACAGCCAAAAA